Molecule: messenger RNA, 2570 nt
Organism: Tinamus guttatus (white-throated tinamou)
Lineage: Eukaryota; Metazoa; Chordata; Aves; Tinamiformes; Tinamidae
Source: RefSeq, a predicted model, not a curated record
AGGUCACACUUCCUGCAAAUCUCAUCUUUAAAUUUGCAAAUGUAAUUAGUAAGGUACUCAUUAAUGAGUGAAGGAUCAAAAGGUGGAACGGUGGCCAAGAAGCAAUGGAGAAUAAAGGUUUAGAAGGUUCCCCAUCAGACCUAAAGUUAGUGGCUCAUCCGAGAGCAAAGAGUAAAGUGUGGAAGUACUUUGGGUUUGAUACCAAUGCGGAAGGAUGCAUAUUACAGUGGAAGAAAAUCUACUGCCGUAUUUGCAUGGCCCAGAUCGCCUAUUCGGGAAACACGUCCAACCUUUCCUACCACCUGGAGAAGAAUCACCCCGACGAAUUCUGCGAGUUUGUGAAGAGUAACACAGAGCAGAUGAGGGAAGCCUUUGCCACUGCCUUUUCAAAAAUCAAGCCAGAGUCGUCACAGCAGGUUGUCCAAGAUAACCUAAUUAUGAAGACCUACCAGAAUUACGAGAACAAGAAGCACCAGGAGCUGACGUCGGCCGUCAUCAGCCUGAUCUGCGAGGGCAUGUACCCUGCCUCCAUCGUGGACGAGCCCACCUUCAAAGCCCUCCUAAGAACGGCUGAUCCCAGGUAUGAACUCCCCAGCCGGAAGUAUUUCUGUACAAAAGCUAUUCCCGAAAAAUACAAUGCUAUUAGGGAGAUUGUACUGAAGGAGCUCACGGAGGUUCUGUGGUGCGGCAUAUCCACGGACAUGUGGAGGAGCGAGAACCAGAACAGGUCGUACGUGACGGUGGCGGUUCAUUUCCUCAGCAGUAGCCCGGCCAACUGCCUGGCCGUUAACUCGCGGUGUUUAAAGACAUUCGAAGUACCAGAGGAUAACACUGCAGAGACUAUCACGCGAGUCCUCUACGAGACCUUCAUUGAGUGGGGGAUCAAUACAAAAGUCUUUGGUGCCACGACGGACUAUGGUAAAGACAUUGUGAAAGCUUGCUCCCUCCUGGAUAUUCCAGUGCAGAUGCCCUGUUUGGGGCACACUUUUAAUGCAGGAAUACAACAAGCUUUUCAGCUCCCCAAGCUGUGCGGCCUUCUUGCCAGGUGCCGAAAGCUGGUGGAGUAUUUUCAGCAGUCCACGGUAGCCAUGUACAUGCUGAGCGAGAAGCAGAAGCAGCAGAACAGCCUGCACUGCAUGCUCGUGAGCGACCGCGUCUCCUGGUGGGGCAGCACGCUCGCCAUGCUGCAGCGCCUCAAGGAGCAGCAGUUUGUGAUCGCCGCCGUCCUCGUGGAGGACAGCAACAACCACCACCUCAUGCUGGAGGCCAGCGAGUGGAACACCAUCGAAGGCCUCGUGGAGCUCCUGCAGCCCUUCAAGCAGGUUGCGGAGAUGAUGUCCGCCUCCAAGUACCCCACGAUAAGCAUGGUGAAGCCGCUUCUCCACAUGCUUCUCAACACCACCCUGAACAUCAAGGAGAAUGACCUGAAGGAGAUCAGCAUGGCCAAGGAGGUAAUAGCUAAAGAGCUCUCCAGCACCUACCAGCACACCCCUGAGAUAGACAUGUUCCUCAACGUGGCCACUUUCCUGGACCCUCGGUACAAAAAGCUACCAUUUCUUUCGGCCUUUGAGCGGCAGCAGGUUGAAAACAGAGUGGUGGAAGAAGCAAAAAGCCUGUUGGAGAAAGUAAAGGAAAACACCUUUAGGACUGAAGAAAAGUUCUUUGCAGUUUCAGAAGAACCUCCCGUGAAGAAAAUAAUCAUCUCUUCCACCCCUCCGCCGACCAGCGUGAUCAACAACAUGCUUGCGGAGAUCUUCUGCCAGACGGGAGGCGUGGAAGACCAGGAGGAAUGGCACGCGCAGAUCGUGGAGGAAUUGAGCAACUUUAAGUCGCAAAAGGUCCUUGGUUUGAACGAGGAUCCCCUAAAGUGGUGGUCUGAUAGAUUAGCACUGUUCCCGGUUUUACCAAAGGUUCUUCAGAAAUACUGGUGUAUUCUGGCCACGAGGGUCUUUCCCGAGCGCCUUUUUGGUUCUUCUGCCAAUGUUGUAAGCGCUAAGAGAAACCGGUUAGCCCCGGCUCACGUGGAUGAGCAGAUCUUUUUGUACGAAAACACUCGCAAUGGGUCUGAGGCAGAACCAGAAGAUGAAGACGAAGGGGAGUGGGGCUUGGAACAGGAGCAGAUUUUUAAUUUGAAUGACUCGGUAAAUGUAAACAACAACUUCUUUAACAUCCGUGACAGCGGGUUUGUUUAACAAGACUAUCGCGGUACAUUCAAAAACAAACAAAAAAAAGGUAUUUGUCUUAAGUUACCAAAAAUACUUCUGUUUGAUGCUACGGAUGCUGUAAAUAUUGAACAGUUGUAACAAACUCAAUUUAGCUUCCAUUGUCUCUGUUUUUCCCACUGUCUUAAAACAUGAAUGACUUGUGAUUAAACAGCACUGAAAUGAAUGAGGAAAUAAAUUCUACAAAGACCGUGAUUUCUGCCUGUGGCCCAGAUUUCAGAAAGCACUUAUCCAUGUGCUUCAUUUCCACUUCCUUCAAUGGGACGUAAACACGUGCUUAUGUGCUUUCUGCAACAAAAAUAUUUGCCUGAAUUAAGACCCUAAGCGAGGGAGUUCUUAAUAGUUAUG